AUGGAGAACCUCCCUACCGAAUUGCACUACGACAUCUUCCGGGGCCUGUCUGAGGCCGACCUCGUCGUCCUCGCGCGUGUUUCGUCGCGGCUUCGUCACCGCGUCGAACCCAUUCUCUACGCUCACGUUGACGUCUCGGAUCUUGGCAAACCACGCACACAUUACGAGAUCUUCCGCACUGCAAUCCUCGCACGCCCAGACGAGCUUGGUCCACUGGUCCACUCGCUUCAAAUAUCUGAUUUUCACAACAAUAUUCCAUGGGAUGAACCACGUACAGCCGAGCUGUUUCGUGCCAUGUCUAGCCUUCGAAGGCUUGUCUUGCGAAAAUCAGACGGUUAUUUAUCCUCUUCCCUAUUUUCCGACGUUUUCUCUGCUGUCUCUCCCUCUCUUACGGAGUUCGAAUGCGACUCUGUCGGCGUUGGUCCCGGGAUUCACUCCUUCCUGAACAUACAUCCCAAUCUUACCGUGUGGCGUCAAUGGAAAAGUGGCGCAGACCAUUGGCAGACCUACUGCCCCUCUCCCAACCAUCUCCCUCUGCCCAAUCUCAAGGCCUGCGAAAUCGAAUGUCACUGUCCAGAGCUCGUCGCCAGUCUUCUACGCCGAAUGGUCAACCUGACGGACUUGACCAUCGAUUAUUCCGUACACACACCUGCGCUACUCGGCGAAGCCGCAGGCAUGAAUGAACAACUGGCCGCUUUCGACGCAUGUGGCGCUAACAUCACCCGUCUAUCCAUGUGCGGUAUCCCUACGAGCUACUUCAGUCUUCAUGGACUACAAGACCGCCCUUUCACCUGGAUUCUGAUGAACGUCCUCCCUCGCACGCAGAACCUCCGUCAGCUCCAGCUCCGACACCCCAUCGCAUCAAUAUCACGAUCUCCUUACUCCCACCGCGUAAUCUUUCCCUCCGAACGUAUCCAACCCGCUGAUUUCGCCCGUCUGGAGUCGAUAAAAUGGGUCAGCGGCGACGCGCUCGAAUAUUGCGGGGCUGGUCUUUCGUCUUGCGGGGCUCAGAACGCGGACGCGCUGUUUGCGCUGUUUCCAUCGCUUCGGAUUUUGGAGUAUUACGAGACGGGACAUGUUCAUGUUUUUCGGCGUCUCGGAUGGAGGGAGGGAGGCACUGAUAUUGUGCGGUGGACUGGGAUCGUUGAUCGUUAUAGGUUGAAAAAGUAUCAUGAGCGGAAUCCGAGGCAGGUGCUCUUUAGCGAGUAUCCUGCUCUUGAUUGGUGA
Stereum hirsutum FP-91666 SS1 is the source of this 1227-nucleotide messenger RNA. RefSeq lists its product as uncharacterized. The coding region runs from base 1 to 1227 and encodes 408 amino acids. Lineage: Eukaryota; Fungi; Basidiomycota; Agaricomycetes; Russulales; Stereaceae. The record is from RefSeq and is a predicted model, not a curated record. Gene Ontology annotation, molecular function: protein binding. The transcript has a single exon.